GAGGGGUGGGCGGGCUUUAGGCCAGCGACCCGGUUUCCGGUUCCGGCGGGCCUUGGUCGGUGCGCCGCUGUGCUACGUGUCCCUGGUACCGGAGGUGUCGGCGGCCAGCAUCAUGGAUCAGGUAAUGCAGUUUGUUGAGCCAAGUCGGCAGUUUGUGAAGGACUCAAUUCGGCUGGUGAAGAGAUGCACCAAACCUGACAGAAAAGAAUUCCAGAAGAUUGCCAUGGCAACAGCAAUAGGAUUUGCUAUAAUGGGAUUUAUUGGCUUUUUUGUGAAAUUGAUCCAUAUCCCUAUUAAUAACAUCAUUGUUGGUGGCUGAAAUACCUUUUUAGAGGAGGGUUUUUCAUCUUGGGAUUGCUGAACAAGUGAGGAUUUGCGAAGCUCAUGGAGUAAAAGUUUGCCUACAUA
This is a messenger RNA of Hipposideros armiger (great roundleaf bat), 408 nucleotides long. RefSeq names its product SEC61 translocon subunit gamma (gene SEC61G). The record is from RefSeq and is a predicted model, not a curated record. Gene Ontology annotation, cellular component: membrane. Gene Ontology annotation, biological process: intracellular protein transport; protein targeting. The transcript is spliced from 4 exons. NCBI's taxonomy places the organism in Eukaryota, Metazoa, Chordata, Mammalia, Chiroptera, Hipposideridae. Bases 113 to 319 code for a protein of 68 amino acids. Gene Ontology annotation, molecular function: transmembrane protein transporter activity.